This is a messenger RNA of Teleopsis dalmanni, 1647 nucleotides long. RefSeq names its product tubulin alpha-4 chain (gene alphaTub67C). The transcript is spliced from 2 exons. Bases 144 to 1544 code for a protein of 466 amino acids. Gene Ontology annotation, cellular component: cytoplasm; microtubule. NCBI's taxonomy places the organism in Eukaryota, Metazoa, Arthropoda, Insecta, Diptera, Diopsidae. Gene Ontology annotation, molecular function: structural constituent of cytoskeleton; GTP binding. Gene Ontology annotation, biological process: microtubule cytoskeleton organization; mitotic cell cycle. The record is from RefSeq and is a predicted model, not a curated record.
CUCACUCAAAGAUACUGUUCAUCAUCGCCGGUGCAAGUGCUUUCGUGACUUCUCCAUUAGUGGCCGCUUAAAUUUUCUUUUUAAAAAAAUAAAGAACAUUUUUUCUUUUUUGCUAAAAGAUUGCUACUUUUAUUUAAUUAAAAAUGCGCGAAGUCAUAUCGAUUCAGAUUGGUCAAGGUGGCAUACAAAUCGGUAAUGCCUGUUGGGAACUUUAUUUGUUGGAGCAUGGUAUUAAUGCAGAUGGCUCAGUAAAAACUAAAGAGGAAAUAUUGGAUAGUGGUGGCAGUGCAGGCGUGGUGGGCAGUGAAGGUGCCUCGAAUUCAACGAAUGAUGCGCGUACAUUUUUCUCAGAGACUGGCUCUGGGAAGCAAGUACCACGUUCUAUAUUUGUUGAUUUGGAGCCAAGUGUCAUUGAUGAUGUGCGUAACGGAGCUUUACGUCAUCUGUAUCAUCCAGAACAAUUGAUUUCUGGCAAAGAGGAUGCUGCAAAUAAUUAUGCACGUGGUCACUACUCUAUUGGUAAAGAAGUUAUUGAUAAUGUAACAACUCGUAUACAAAAAAUUGCUGAACAAUGUGAUGGACUGCAGGGAUUUUUAAUUUUCCACAGUCUCGGCGGCGGGACAGGUUCCGGAUUUACUUCGUUGCUGAUGGAACGUCUAAGUACGGAUUAUAAUAAAAAAUGUAAGCUUGACUUUGCAGUAUACCCUGCCCCAAAAGUAUCAACUGCGGUUGUGGAGCCAUAUAACGCCUUAUUGACUACGCAUUCUACACUUGAACACUCUGAUUGCGUCUUUAUGGUUGACAACGAAGCCAUAUAUGAAAUUUGCAAAAAUAGCUUAAAUGUCGAUCGACCCGAUUAUCGCAAUCUAAACCGUUUAAUCGCACAAAUUGUUAGUUCGACUACUGCCUCGUUGAGAUUUAGUGGUUCCAUGAAUGUUGAUUUAAAUGAGUUUCAAACCAAUUUGGUGCCAUAUCCGCGUAUACAUUUUCCACUUGUGGCUUAUGCACCUCUCAUGUCUGCAGCCCGAGCUUCCCAUGAGCAGCACGCCAUUACUACACUAACAAAUGCUUGCUUCGAAUCGAGUAAUAUGAUGGUUAAAUGCGAUCCACGCGCAGGGAAGUACAUGGCAUGUUGCAUGCUGUAUCGUGGCGAUGUUGUGCCAAAAGACGUAAAUGCCGCCGUUUCCGCUAUUAAAUCUAAACGUCAUAUACAGUUCGUUGAUUGGUGUCCGACUGGCUUUAAAAUUGGCAUUAACUAUGAGAAACCUGGUUUUGUGCCUGAUGGCGACUUGGCACAGACUUCUCGAGCUUGUUGUAUGCUGUCCAAUACCACCGCCAUUGCUGUAGCUUUUUGCAAUUUAAGUUACAAAUUUGAUUUGAUGUUUAAGAAGCGUGCUUUUGUACAUUGGUAUGUGGGUGAGGGUAUGGAAGAAGGUGAAUUUACUGAAGCAAGAGAAGACUUAGCUGUCCUUGAACGAGAUUUUAUAGAAGUUGGUUCCGAUGAACAUGGUGAAGAAGAUGGUGAAGAAGAGUAUGAUUUUUAAAAAUGAUUCACAAAUAUUUUUAGUGUUCGUCUUUUGGUAUAUUUUGAAUUCAUGUUAUAUACUAUUAGCAUAAAAAUAAAAUGCAUAUUAACUUUUCUCUUAA